AUGGCGGAAAAAGAAACUGACAAACUUUCUUCAUUGCCCGAAGACAUUCUUCUCUACAUUCUUUCCUCGCUUCCUUUCAAAGAAGCCGCGAAAACAUGUAUCCUCUCCAAGAAGUGGCUGAAGCUGUGGCAAUCUACCAACACAGUCAACAACGACGAACUUGAAUGGAAGAAUGAAGAAGCUUGUGGAGCCGUUGAAGUAGCGCAAAGGAAGGCUUUCAAGAACUUCUUCAAGAUCUGGAUCACAUUGCAGAAGCACCACCAUCUCCACCACAAAUUCACCCUCAAGGUUUUUCCUCCUCCUAACUGCGGCGACAUUGUCGGAGCCGGCGUCGAUUUCGCCGUACUGGACGGCGUCAAAGAUUUGGAACUCGAUUUCUUGGAACAUACUGAAGAGUGCUACGGUCAUGCCUCGGUUGAAUUUCCGAGAAGCGUUUACGAGAACAAGAAACUGCACCAAAAACUGGAGAGUUUGGAACUUUACUCGUGCAGUUUGGCGCCUGGAAACUUGACCAAGUUUGAGGCACUGAAUGAUGUGACUCUUUCUUCGAUUCAGUUGACAAUGGAAUCGGUUAAGACGCUGCUAUCGACUUGCCCUUGGAUGGAGAGUCUGAGCCUGAAGUACUGUUGGGAUCUUGAAUCCUUUGAUAUAGAUAAAUUGAAUCUGAAGAAGUUGGUGAUUCAUGAGUGCCUAUUUGGUUGGAAUUAUAUUCGUUUUGAGGCGCCAAAUCUGAAGGUUUUCAAGUACUGCGGAUUGCCGCCGGAGUCUGAAGUGAAGGUGGUAGCUGGUACCAUAGAGGAGGCAGAUCUUGAUUUAAGCCCCAUGGAUGAGUUCUUUGCAUGUGGCAACGAACUUCGGAAAUUUAUUCGAGAUUUCUUUGCUGUCAAUGUUCUUACGGUUUGCAGCGUCAUUCUUCAGCAAUAUGAAGUCCGUUAUUAUACCGAUGAAUCCUGGAAAAGGUUCAUAGUGCCGAUUUGCUUCCAAAGAAGCCUCAGGGAAGUGGAAGUGAAUGGGUUUAAAGGAACACGCGGCCAAUUUGAUGUAUGCUCCCAUUUGAUCCGCUCUACUUUAAUUUUGCGGAAGCUCAGCGUCAAUGUUUUGAAUGAUGAUGACCCUGCCAGGGUGGUGAGGCGUCGUAGUAUCGGAUGGCAAUUGCACCGUAUUUCAAAGGCUUCAAGUGAUUUGGUGAUAAUAAUUCGUUGA
Molecule: messenger RNA, 1203 nt
Organism: Arachis duranensis
Lineage: Eukaryota; Viridiplantae; Streptophyta; Magnoliopsida; Fabales; Fabaceae
Product: putative F-box/LRR-repeat protein At5g54820
Exons: 2
Coding region: 1-1203 (400 amino acids)
Molecular function (GO): protein binding
Source: RefSeq, a predicted model, not a curated record